AUGGACCCAGUGCCGCUGGAGCCUAGCAUCUUCUUCUCCAAACUCCCGAGAGAGCUUCGCGACCAAGUCUACGAGUACGCCUUCUGGUGCUCAUCGAGUCGGGACUCAACGGGCAUCCUUCCUUCAUACGAGCUCGCUGCCCCUCUCCUCACGUGCCGCCAAUUCUACAACGAAGCCAACGUCAUUGCAUUUGCGAACAUCGAUUGGUGCAUCAACUGGGCUCGAGUGCAUCGGGAGUCCGCAUGCUCGCAACACUUGUCUGAUUCUUGUGAUGUCGGUGGGAUAGCUUCGCUCCGUAGCCCAAUGGAUCUGACGGUCAACAAGAUGAUUGAACGCGCCGGACUAUUCAGCGAGCAGCGCACUGCUUUGCGCUACUUGACGAUUGCAGACUUUUGGUUCGACUUCACGGUUGCAUUGCAAGCAUUGCGGCCAGAAAACCCCGUCCUCUAUCAUCUCUUGCAUAAUUUUGGCAGGCCAGCACGCGGGAUUGUCACUUAG
Messenger RNA from Parastagonospora nodorum SN15, 498 nucleotides. RefSeq lists its product as hypothetical. NCBI's taxonomy places the organism in Eukaryota, Fungi, Ascomycota, Dothideomycetes, Pleosporales, Phaeosphaeriaceae. The transcript has 2 exons. The record is from RefSeq and is a predicted model, not a curated record. Bases 1 to 498 code for a protein of 165 amino acids.